This is a messenger RNA of Ilex paraguariensis (yerba mate), 513 nucleotides long. The record is from the annotation of a GenBank genome assembly. Lineage: Eukaryota; Viridiplantae; Streptophyta; Magnoliopsida; Aquifoliales; Aquifoliaceae.
AUGGAUUUAAUAUGGGUCCCUAUGUUCAGGCUACAGACUCUAUUGGAUACUAUCACUGCUGCUAUCUUGGAAAAGAAAGCUAAUGGACUAAGUACUUCUCAAUGUUUGGACUCUUCAAAUUUCUUAGGAACUUCAGCACACAUGCCUUUGAAUGUGAUUUUAGGCCAGCACAGUGGCUUUGAAGAUCCAAAGUUUGAGAUUAUCAAGGAAGUUGGAGAUAAUGGCGAGAAUACCACUAUUUUUGUGCUCUUAUCCAAAGAAAAGAUACCCUUAGUUCAUAAUUUGUUCCUACGGGAUACCCUUGAUGUCAUUAAUCCAAAUUCAAAGAAUAGAACAAUACCCAAGAAGUAUUCUUCAAUAUUAUCCAUACCAUUUCCAAAAGAUAUUCAAAUCAGUUCAACAAAAAUCUUUCAUGCUUCUUUGAAGCGAGAUUCUCAAAAGUCAUCAUGUCUCAACACUACAAAUCUCCAGAUUGAUUUUUCCAUUGAGCACCAUGAUGAAAAAUCAUGCUGA